This is a messenger RNA of Nothobranchius furzeri (turquoise killifish), 5256 nucleotides long. RefSeq names its product apoptotic peptidase activating factor 1 (gene apaf1). NCBI's taxonomy places the organism in Eukaryota, Metazoa, Chordata, Actinopteri, Cyprinodontiformes, Nothobranchiidae. The record is from RefSeq and is a predicted model, not a curated record. Gene Ontology annotation, molecular function: ADP binding; protein binding. Gene Ontology annotation, cellular component: apoptosome. Gene Ontology annotation, biological process: regulation of apoptotic process; apoptotic signaling pathway.
UUGUUCUGAACCAGGAAGCUCGUCUGACUAAAUUGGGUGUGUAAUUUCACGUCUACACAGAAUUGAACCCUCUUUAUCUUUCACCGGAUUAUUUCAGCGUGGUUACAUUUAAGUGACGUACUAUCAAACAAACAGCCUUUUUGUUAAACAGCUAAAUAUACUCGCCGUGCAUGGUCGGUGGCCUCUGUAGAGAUGGUGAUGGAGGAGCAGGCCCGGAGCUGCCUGCUGCGCUUUCGCCACAAACUGGUGCAGGACAUCAAGCCCACCUAUCUCAUGGACCACAUGAUCAGUGAUGGUGUGAUCACUGUGGAUGAGGAGGAGAGGGUCAGGACUCAGCCCACCAGGAAGGACCAGGCUGCAGCGCUCGUUGAGCUCCUACUGAGGAAAGACAAUCGUUCCUACAUUUCUUUCUACAACGCCCUGGUUAAAGAGGCAUAUGAUGAUUUGGCCAAUCUACUGCAUGCUGGUUUACCGCAUGUCUCAUCUGAUGCACUUAAGGGCUUCUCUCCCGACAGUACACCCUAUGUCCAGAUGGUCCUAAGUGAAGGUGGAGUCCCACAGAGACCUGUAGUGUUCGUCAGCAGACCUGAGCUGGUAAACCGGGUCCAGGAGAAACUCUAUCAACUCCAUAAGAUCUCCGGAUGGGUGACGAUCUUUGGCAUGGCUGGCUCAGGCAAAUCUGUUCUUGCUUCUGAAGCUGUUAGACACCAUGGGCUUAUUGAAGAGGUUUUUCCUGGAGGGAUCCACUGGCUAUCCAUUGGUCAGCUGGAUAAACCAGGCCUGCUGGUGAAGGUCCAGUCAUUGUGUUUUCGUCUGGAGCAAAGCCUGGAUGCACAGUCGCGCCACCGGCCCCCCAGCUCUCUGGAUGAAGCCAAGGAAUGUCUGCGCUUCCUCAUGCUGCGCAAAUAUCCGAGAUCUCUACUGAUUCUAGAUGACAUCUGGGACAGCACCGUGCUGAAGGUGUUCGAUGUCCACUGUCGAGUUCUUCUGACUUCCAGAAACAAAAGCAUUGCUGAUUCCGUCAGUGGCUCCAAACACGAGGUGGAAGUGGAAAGUGGGCUGGACGACAAAAAGGCUUUAGAGAUUCUGGCUCUCUACACAAAAACGGAGUUAAAGAAACUUCCUACAGAGGCUCAUAGCAUCGUCAGGGAGUGUAAAGGCUCUCCUCUGGUGUUGUCGCUGAUCGGCGCUCUGCUCAAAGAGAAACCAAACCGCUGGCCUUACUACCUCCGCCAGCUGCAGCAGAAGCAGUUUAAGCGCAUUAGGAAGUCUUCUUCUUAUGACUACGAUGCUUUAGAUCAGGCCAUGGCUGCAAGCAUUGAGGUUCUUCCUGAGGAGCACCAAGAGCUCUACAAGGACUUGACUGUGCUGGAGAAAGACGUGAAGAUCCCCGCUAAGGUUCUGUCUGUUCUGUGGGAUUUGGAGCUGGAGGAAGUGGAGGACAUUCUCCACGAGUUUGUCAACAAGUCUCUGCUUUUUGUGGACAGUCACAAUAAGCCCCAUCUGUACUACCUUCAUGACCUGCAGCUGGACUUCCUGUUGGAGCAGAACCGAGAUCAGAUUGGGAGCCUUCACACUAAGGUGGUGCGACAGUACCAGCAGCACUACAGAGACAUUCCUCCCACCUCAGGAGAUGAGGAAUGUCUCUAUUGGAUCAGAUUUCUGACCUACCACAUGGCCAAAGCCAACCUCUCUCAGGAGCUCUACUCGCUCAUGUUCUCCCUGGACUGGGUCAGCAUCAAGGCCAGAAUAAUGGGCCCAGCACCUCUCAUCAAUGACUAUGUGGAGCAUGGAUCCAUUCUUGAUAAAGAGAACAGUGACGUUCGCUGCCAGUUCCAGGAGUUUCUGUCUCAGAGUGCUCAUCACCUGGAGCAGCGUCCGUUCCCCGAUGUGGUUCAGCUCGCUCUGUCUCAGCCUCACACCUCAGAGGUCUACAGGCAGGCCCGGCAGCAGGCGCUGAACCGGGCUAAAGGCGGGAAACUCUACUUUGAUUUGAUAAAUAAGAGGAGUGUAGAGAGUCUGUCUUAUCUGGUGAUCCAUCCUCAUCAGGGCUUCAUCUACUCUGCCUGUUUCUCCCAUGAUGGAACAAAAGUCGCCUCUUGUGGAGCUAGCAAAACAUUAAAGGUGUUUAAAAGUACCUCAGGUGAGAAACUCGCAGAGAUCCAGGCUCAUGAGGAGGAAGUGCUCUGCUGUGCCUUUACCUAUGACGACCGUCUCAUAGCAACCUGCUCCAGCGACCGGAAAGUCAAGGUGUGGAACGCAGAACAAGGCAAGCUGCUGAGAGCUUUUGCGGAGGAGCAUGAGGAGCAGGUCAACCACUGUGAGUUUACCAACACAGCACGGCGCCUCCUUUUGGCCACCUGCUCUAAUGACAGUUGCAUGAAUGUCAAGCUUUGGAAUCUAAACAAGCCUUCCUCCCAGAACACCAUGUUUGGUCAUUUUGAGCCAGUGAACCACUGCUGUUUCUCCCCCGAUGAUAGUUAUUUGUCUACUUCCUGUAAUGACGGUACUGUUAAGUUGUUUCAGGUCUCGUCUGCCAACGAGUGGAAGACAAUCGACGUGAGGAGCAUGUUUGCUGACGGCGAAGAGGUGAUUGUCAAGUGCAGCACCUGGAGCCCUGACAGCAAACGUGUCAUUUGUGCUGCCAGAAAUGCAGUUUUGGUGUUUGAUGUGGAGUCAUCAGACAUGCUGUUGGAGAUUAGAACCAACCGUCUGAGCAUGGUGCAGUACUGCCACGCCUGUCCUACCAGUAACCUGCUGGCCAUCGCCUUCUCAAACUACGCCCUAGAGCUUUGGGAUCUUGAGAACAGCAAGAAGAAAGCUGACUGCAGCGGCCACCUGAGUUGGGUUCAGCGUGUGCAGUUUUCUAACGACGGCUCGAAGCUGCUGUCCUGCUCAGACGACCAGACUGUCAGGUUGUGGGAGACCCAGAAGGUCCACACAUCUUCAGCCAUUGGCUUGAAGAGAGAUUCAGACGUUCUCUUCAAUAAUGAAGAAAUCAUUGUGUCGGCUGCAGACAACUGCAACAGACUGCAGGUGCGUGAUGGGAGAACAUCAUCGGUGCUGUUCCAGUCAGAGGAGAUGUCGUCCAGAAUCAGGUGUACCUGCUUGUCCAGGCAUCCCUCUGCUGUGGCGCUGGGCCAAGAGAGCGGUAGUGUGCAGGUGCCAGGCACGACGGCUAGGCAGGUGCUGAGGACUGUUGGCUGCAGGAUCCGUCGACUGCUGACCUCCUGCUGGGGGUCGGUGGUGGCGGUCGCUCAGAGCUCAGGCAGAGUGUGGGUGCUGGACGUACCUUCUGGGAAGCAUUUGGCCACUCUGCAGGGCCACACCAAGACUGUGCUCCAUUGUCGUUUCAGCCUGAACGGCCAAACGCUCAUCACAUCCUCCGAGGACACCACCAUUAGGGUGUGGAAGUGGCAGUCAGGUGAGUGUACAGUCCUUCAGGGACAUAAGGAACAAGUCAGAUGCUUCUCUUUACUCUCUGACUCGAUGAAUGACUCCAGCUUGCUGUCGUGGUCCUUCGAUGGAACCGUGAAGGUGUGGGACAUUGAGAGGGGAGAGAGAUUGCAGGACAUCCAGGCUCAUCAGGGAGCCAUUCUGUCCUGUCAUGUCUCACCAGACAGAUGUCUCUCUGCAACCACCUCUGCUGACAAGACGGCUAAGUUGUGGAGUAUUCCGUCCUGGCAGUGUACACACACACUGAGGGGUCACCAGGAGUGCGUCAGAAGCUGCAGGUUCUCCUGGGACAGCCGACGCCUCUCAACAGGAGAUGACAACGGAGAGAUCCGGCUCUGGAGUGUCGAGGACGGCUCUUUGCUGAAGAUUUGCUCCAGAGACAGUAAGGGCGGCAUGGAUUCGCUCCAUGGAGGCUGGGUGAGCGACCUGCACUUCUCCCCCGACGACUCGCUUCUCGUCUCGGCUGGAGGCUACAUCAAGUGGUGGAGCGUGGUGACAGGUGAAGCCCUGCAGACCUUUUACCCAACGGGAAGCGCUUUGAAGAAAAUCCACGUGUCGCCUGACUUCUCCACCUUUGUCACCAUCGAUAACAUCGGCAUCCUCUACAUCCUCCAGAGGGUGGUGUGAGGACGGCGUCUUCUCCAAAAGACCAAAUGACAACGGAAACAAAUCAACACAAUCCAGAAAAACGCUCUGGUUGUUUUAGUUUCUGAGGGACACGCCUUUUCAUUUAAACACCAGGCAAGAUUAACAAUAACCACCCUUACACAUGCACUUGCUAAAUAGACCAGAUUUGAACAAAAGUAGAUCCUGGAAACUUUUUUUGCAUUCUAAAGCCUUAAAGAAAGUGGGUGCAGAAACGUGGUUUGUGUAUGAAAUGUGAACUGUCAAGAGGAGAUGCAUCGUGGAAUAACUUUGUAAUUUGAAAAAAAGCAGGAAGAUUUGUUAUUGUUGCAUUGUUUUAGUUGAACAUUAAUCCAUACUGCUUUGGCACUGAACAUCAUCAUGUCUGCUACACAGCAAGAACACACCAAAGAUGUCUGCAGUGUUAGACAAUCAAGAUGAGCAAACUCACACCUUUGCAUAUGAAGGUCAGUCCACCUGAAACGUCAUCUUCAGUAUAAAUGUUCUGAGCUUUUUGUUCUCAGCAGCCUUGGUCUUAAGAACUUCUGCAGGUACAAGAGCGUGUUCUCUGUAGAUGGAUUAUGCUUCCUGUCUUCAUCAGCACACACUGAACUGUAGGUGCGAUUUGAUGAGCAUGAAAAAUAAAGGGAAUGAUGUUUUAAUGGUGGGAACAUUUCAAGUCAUACCCAGUCAAAGCCCGUGGAAGUAUUUGUAAUUUAGACGUGUUAAUAUGUUUAACAUGAAAGGUUUUUCUACAAAAACACAAUAAUUUAUAGUAAAAUCCCCUCCUGUGCUUUGUCAAUUUUCUUUCUAAAUAUCUUUGUACUAGAUCUGUGCCACUUUUUAAAACACUUUUUAUCUGUUUAUCUUACUGGUAAAGCAGGAGGCAUUGUUUACCUGUGAAACUUUUUAUACUGUGAAAAUGUUGUUCGUAAAAAGUCUUUAAUCCAUCAAAGCUGAAGAUGAUCUAGACUUGAGGUUCAGAAAAAGCACAAAAAACAAUCUAUGUGAGUUAACAUUUGUGAACAAUAUGGUGUCCUUUUCCAACCUCCUGACUGGUGCUUUAACGUUCAAUCAAUGAAUUUUCUUCCUGAAAUGACGUCUUUGUAAAGUGGAUGCAACAAUACUGUGGUGCUUUGUAAUUAUUUAUACAAGAGUAAACCAUAUUUACUGUUA